This is a messenger RNA of Puma concolor (puma), 807 nucleotides long. The record is from RefSeq and is a predicted model, not a curated record. Lineage: Eukaryota; Metazoa; Chordata; Mammalia; Carnivora; Felidae.
AUGGCGGAAUUGGACAUAGGACAGCACUGCCAGGUGGAGCAUUGCCGGCAGCGAGAUUUUCUCCCAUUUGUUUGUGAUGGUUGUUCAGGAGUAUUUUGCCUUGAACACAGAAGCAAGGAGUCACACAGCUGUCGUGAGGUGACCAUAAUCAAUGAGAGACUGAAGUCGAAUAAGCCCACGUCUUACCCAUGCUCAUUCAGGGACUGUGCUGAAAGAGAGCUUGUGCCAGUUAAAUGUCCUUACUGUGAGAAGAAUUUUUGCCUGAGGCACCGUCAUCAGUCUGAUCAUGAAUGUGAAAAACUGGAAAUUCCUAAGCCUCGUAUGGCUGCCACUCAGAAACUUGUUAAAGACAUUAUUGAUUCUAAGACAGGAGGGACAGCAAGUAAACGAAGGAAAGGUGCAAAAAACAGUGAAACGGCUGCAAAGGUAGCGCUGAUGAAAUUAAAGAUGCAUGCUGAUGGAGAUAAGUCAUUACCACAGGUUGAAAGAGUUUACCUUCAGGUUUUCUUACCUAAGGGGAGCAAAGAGAAGAGCAAACCAAUGUUCUUUUGCCAACGAUGGAGCAUCGGAAAAGCCAUAGACUUUGCGGCUUCUUUAACCAGUCUUAAAAAUGACAAUAAUAAAUUAACAGCUAAGAAAUUAAGGUUAUGUCACGUUACUUCAGGAGAAGUCUUACCCUUGGAUCAUACUUUGGAAACCUGGAUCGCUAAGGAGGAUUGCCCUUUGUAUAAUGGUGGAAAUAUUAUCUUGGAAUAUCUUAAUGAUGAAGAACAGUUUUUAAAAAAUGUUGAUUCCUAUUUGGAUUAG